Juglans microcarpa x Juglans regia is the source of this 1665-nucleotide messenger RNA. RefSeq lists its product as uncharacterized. NCBI's taxonomy places the organism in Eukaryota, Viridiplantae, Streptophyta, Magnoliopsida, Fagales, Juglandaceae. The record is from RefSeq and is a predicted model, not a curated record. The transcript has 4 exons. The coding region runs from base 823 to 1494 and encodes 223 amino acids.
AUAACGUGAGCGCUAAACAUGCUGCUACAGGUUCACUUUCGGUUAGGAAAUACUAAAUACUGGGGGCUUUUGUGUGGCGUGGCCGUACACCGUAAUCUCAUCGACACUCCGAGAGAUACACAGAGGGAGAAAGAUCCUAAACUUAUAGGAAAUCAACCGAGAAAUUUCACCCAAAGCUGGAGGAAGGGUUUUGGGUAAUCCAAGCCUACCAGUUCAUUAUCUUUUCACUAUAUUUUCUUUUCUUUUCUUUUGAGAAUAAUAGCUUAUGUCUUAUCUCGCAACUUUUUUUUUUCGCUUUAAUUUCAUGCGCAUCAUUAUCUUUUUUUGGUUGGGGAUUGCUGGUUUGUUGUGGAAUAUCGAUCUUGGUGGUAAAUUUUCACAGUUUUGAUGUUUGGUUUCAUAUCGGGCAUUCUCUGUAUUUGAUGAAAUGUCUUAUUGGACACAGGUUUUGAUUUUCCAUUAAUUCCAUCGGUUUUAGAUCUUUCGUGUGUUUUUUGGUCAUUUUAUUUUACUCAAAUCUCUACUUUGGAACUGCACCGAUUACAUGUGGAAUUUGUGUGGGUAUUUGUCAUUUUGGGUUUUUGGCAUCUCUCUCGUAUAAAAUACCUGUGUACUCAGGCAUGCCCAUUUAUGUUCUCUACUUUGGUGCUCUAAAGUUGAUGAUUGUGUUUAUGCAAGCACCAUGCAACUUGAAGUUUUUAUUUUUUCAAUUUAUCUGCAUACUGCCGUUGGGAUAAUUCAUUAUUGAAAAUCCUCAUUUUUUUGUGUGUGGUGUUUUACUUAUUGAUAUGCUGGACUUUGUUACUUUAGUUUCACUUGUUUAUGCUUGUACAGAUGGAGGGCAAUCUUGCUGAAGAGCUUUACUCUGAAAGUCUGAAGCUGUCCAAGACAGACUUAGUUUCUUCUUCAACUUCCGUUAGUAAAGAAAGUGAUUUGCAUGAUUGUCUUGGGGAUGAUUUGCAGGAUGGAGAUGGACCUAUAUGGGACAGUUAUGGAGAUGAGUUGAAUGAUUCAUCUGAAUUGGACAGGGAAUGGCAGAGGAGACGUGACCAGCAUCAUACACAUGGAUAUCGUGAAGGUAUCACUGCAGGGAAAGAAGCUUCUGCACAAGAAGGAUUUAACAUUGGUUUUAAGCAAUCGGUCCUUGUUGGGUACAACUGGGGUGUUGUAAGAGGUGUUACCAGUGCAUUGUCUUUCCUCCCAGAUGAGUUGAAAGAAAGGCUAAUUGGAACCCAAGAAAAGAGAAACGAAUUCAGGGACUUGUAUGAAUCUGUUCAUUCUCUCUCAACAGCAGACGCACUUCGGUUGUUCAAUGACAAUCUAAUGGCCAAAAAAGCUCUGGAACAAAGGGAAAAUGCAGAGGUUAGUUCUCAUUUAGCAGGCCCGCAGGAGCAAAGUUUAGGCUCUGGUCGUCUUGAUAAUUACAUGGGAGAGCUCGAAUUACUUCUUCCAGACUCUCCUGACCUCAGAGUACAUUUUCGUAGAGAUGAGUAGAUGCUGUUGUAACUUUGGUACCAGUAGUUCCUGUUUUUUAGACAAAAAUGAAAGGGAAAAACGGUGGUUUUUAAAAUUAUUUGUGAUUUUUCGACACUCAUGCUUAGGUGCCGCACUUGUAUAUGUUUAGUGUACUUAGGUUAUGCCUAUUUAUUUUACUGAUAAAAAGAA